AUGCCGCCGCUAGAUCAAGGCCCGCUCAAGUUUCCGAGUAGCGCGACGGGGGAAGACGAAGGGCAGACGACGACGACGGGACUAUUUAUGAACAAGAGCUCAAUGGCUAAUGAAAAUAUUUUUCAACGCCUAGCUGCCAUGACGGGCGCGGGGAACGCAGGAGAGCGCGAUCGUGCGCGCGAGAGCGGCGCCGGCGAGUCUUUGUUGAGUGCUCCGUCGAGUAAUCGAUCGAGGAUCAGGACGCAUUCGCAGAGCUUUGAUAAAGAUGGCGGUAUAGGAUAUGCUACGUCCUCAUUAGGCGGCAGCGGUAUGUCAUCUACAAUGACCAGCAGUAUCCCGCCUUCAAGUCCCGGUAGUCGGACGCCUAGAGCACGUAAACGACAGAGGAUCGAUGUAGGAGAUAGAUUUGUUCCGACUCGGGAUAUAGAUGAGCGACAGCGAGCCUUUAAUCUACUCGAUGACGAUGAUCUCGCCUUGAGCUCGACACAUCGGAUGAUCCCACACGAAUCCGACGCCGCCAAAGAACAAGCGAAUGCGACAUUCUCGACCAUGCUGACCAAGGAGCUAACGGACGAUAACCCAUUCCUCGGAAGCUCGCGGUCUUCCUCCCCUGUACGGCAUUCGUCGGCCACCAGUGCAGCAGCCACUUCUGCGUCUGGUGGAUCCAGCGGUGCAGCAGCUCCUACGACCCCAACGCGAAAGCGUGUCCUAUCCUUUCACACCCCUCCUCGAGCAGGGACCAGCACGCCUGUUUUCGCUGGUCAAGACACACCCCUCGCUGCCGCCUACGCCACUUCACCCGUCAAGCCAACCACCAGCAACUUUAUCACCUCUCCUCAGAAGGCACUUCGAAAUGUGUGCAAGACGCCCUUCCGUGUCUUGGACGCACCGGAUCUGCAAGACGAUUUCUAUCUCAACCUUGUGGACUGGAGUAGCACCAACGUCCUAGGAGUCGGUUUGAAGUUGCGUAUAUCUAUGGAGCGCAAAGACGGCGCAAGUCACCAAGUUAAAGGGAGCACGCUCGCUGUUGGGACGUCAGCUGGUAAUAUCCAAAUCUGGGACGCCGUCAAGAAUGUCCGACUGCGGCAUUAUGCUGCUCAUCAACAUCGAAUCGGUGCAUUGGCAUGGAACGAGUCCACGAUUACGAGUGGUUCCCGUGAUCGGAAUAUCCAGCAUCGUGACGUACGAACUCCAGGAAAGGCGUAUUCUACGCUGCUUGGACAUCGACAAGAGGUGUGUGGGCUCAAGUGGCACUCAGGGCAGAAGCAACUGGCGAGCGGCGGGAACGACAACAAGUUGCUCAUUUGGGACCAUCGUGGAGGUGUCCCGGAUACGCCUUUGUGGAAGUGGCAUGAACAUUCGGCGGCUGUCAAGGCCAUUGCGUGGAAUCCACAUCAGUCGGGUAUCCUCGUUAGUGGAGGUGGAACGCAGGAUAAGAAGAUGCGUUUCUGGAACACGGUGUCCGGAGCCAUGCUUUCAGAGGUGGACACUGGAUCUCAGGUCUGUAACUUGGCGUGGUCCAAAACGUCACAAGAGAUUGUAUCGACGCACGGGUACUCGUCGACGUCUGGCCAGAACCUCAUCUGCCUAUGGAAGUAUCCGUCGAUGGAAAUGGUCGCAAGCCUCUCUGGUCACACCCACCGUGUGCUCUAUCUAGCUAUGUCUCCGGAUGGCCAGACCAUAGUUACUGGAGCAGGUGACGAGACCCUACGGUUCUGGAACGCCUUUCCCAAGCGCAAGGAAGCCGGGUCCAUAGACUCUGAUACUCGACGGGACCAGCUCACCGUGACCGGCAUGAUACGAUAA
This is a messenger RNA of Serendipita indica DSM 11827, 1806 nucleotides long. The record is from the annotation of a GenBank genome assembly. NCBI's taxonomy places the organism in Eukaryota, Fungi, Basidiomycota, Agaricomycetes, Sebacinales, Serendipitaceae.